GCCAGCAGGUUGUGGGCCGAUGUGACAGGUGUCACUUCUGGAUCAGAGCAUUUAACAGCUAGUGUGAGACGCUCUAGUGUGUUCUUUCCCAGCCGUAACAAUUGAUGAUGUCCCAGAUGGUGGAGCCUCCAUUAGCCAGAGUCUCUGAGGAGGAGGACAUGGAAUAGAGCCCCUGAAAACCUACAAUGGUGAUGUAACAUGAAAGAGAAGUAAACCUUUGUCAUGAUGGUGAAACCAAAUUCCAGAGUUGGGGCUGACCUGCCCCAGGUCACACAUCCAGGUUGCUUGGCUCCCAGGCUAGCCAGAGCUUUUUCCAACACCUGUGUGGCCCAGAUGCAGAAGGAGAGAGAAUGAGAUGGGUAAGUCCAACCAGACAGCAGUGACAGAGUAUGUCCUGCUGGGGCUACAUGAGCACCAUAUCCUAGAGAUGGUCCUGUUUGUGCUCUGCCUGGGCAUCUACUCUGUGAAUGUGCUGGGGAAUGCCCUCCUCAUAGGGCUGAACAUGCUGGACCCCCGCCUGCACAGCCCCAUGUACUUCUUUCUCAGCAACCUCUCCUUCAUGGACAUCUGUGUCACAUCCUCCUUCGUGCCUCUCAUGCUAGUCAACUUCCUCAAAGCCCAAAAAACCAUUUCCUUCCCUGGCUGUGUCCUGCAGAUGUACCUGACCCUGGCGAUAGGCUCCACAGAGUGCCUGCUCUUGGCUGUGAUGGCCUACGACCGUUACGUGGCUAUCUGCCAGCCGCUUAGGUACCCAGAGCUCAUGAGUGGGCAGACAUGCGUGCAGAUGGCAGUGCUAAGCUGGGGGACAGGCUUUGCUAACUCACUGCUGCAGUCCAUUCUCACCUGGAGAGUCCUCUUCUGUGGCCACAGUGUCAUCAACCACUUCUUCUGUGAGAUCCUGGCAGUGCUGAAACUGGCCUGUGGGGACGUCUCUCUCAAUGCGCUCCUCUUGGUGGUGGCCACAGCUGUCCUGUCGCUAGCCCCGUUCCUGCUCAUCUGCCUGUCCUACGUUUUUAUCCUGGCUGCUGUCCUGAGGGUGCCCUCUGCUGCAGGCCGGCGCAAAGCCUUCUCCACCUGCUCUGCCCACCUCACAGUCGUGGUGUUUUUCUAUGGGACUAUCUCCUUCAUGUACUUCAAGCCCACGGCCAAGGACCCUGACUUGGAUAAGAUUAUUGCAUUGUUCUAUGGGGUCGUGACACCCUCACUGAACCCCAUCAUCUACAGCCUGAGGAAUGCAGAGGUGAAAGCUGCUUCCAUAGUUCUGCUGGGGGGAGAUCUGCUCUCCAGGAAAAUGUCCCACUUUCGCUGUUGCUCUCCAACACUAUCAGGCAGGAGAGGCUAAGUUAUAUUGUGGCAAUGACUUCAAAAUCUCAGUGGUGUAAAACCACAAAGCUUUAUUUCUUGCUCAUGCUACAGGUCCAUUAGAGGUUGGCUUGGGGGGUGGGGUCUGCUCUGCAUCAUCAUCUUCAUCCCUUUGAGACUCAGGAUGAGAAAGCAACUACCACCUGAAACACUAUUGGUUGCCAUGACAAAAGGAAAAGAGAGAAUGACAAGACAUGUCUUGUUCACACUGUCCUCUGGUAAGGCCUGGAACAAUUUUUCAAAGCCAGUUUAGACACCAUCUCAUUCAUGCAUCCUUUCCUGACGCACUUUGAAAGUGUUCUCUUUCCUCUACAUCCUCCAGCACUUUGUUGGAAACUUUCAUUUGGUAACUAUCCCAUUCUGCUUUGCAUUCAUGAUAUUUCACCACGAUGUGAGCUCCUUGAGGGCAGGAUUUAGCCAGGUCUGGCUCAUCUCUACAGCUACCACAGAGCUUUCCUAUAGAAGGCUUACUGAACUGAAUUGUCACUCGGAAGCCCUCACAAUGUCACCAUGUGGGGAUUGAGUCCUGUGCUGCUGAGCAUUAUGUAGACAGACACAGUGAGGGGGCCGCAGUACUUGCCGGCCACAGCCCUGUAUUUCUCGAAGGUUGGGUUGUUGGCAUCUUGGGCUCUCCCCUCUACUGAGACAAGUCAGGAGAUAACCAAGGACCCCAUAUUGGGACCAGUGUUCCGGACCUGGUUCAGCUGCUCUGCCCAGCAUGGUUUUCUUGCUGGCCCUCUCCCCGCAGGAACCCCACAGGUACCUCAAACUCAAAGUAUCUGAAACUGAAAUCAUUCUGCCCAAAUCUGUGUACUAUCUCAGGGAGUGGCACCAUCAACCACCAAUCACCAAGCCAGAAACAUGGCAGCCCUGGACUUGCUGUCAUCCCUCACCACCCCACAUUUCCAGUCAGUCACUAAGUCCUAUAGCAUCCACCUCCUAACAGCUCUUAUUAAUAAAGCGGUCCCCUUCUUUCCACUAACACAGCCUUAAGCCUCCCCCAUCUCGCUCAAAUAUUGCAACAGUUGUGUUACUUUUGUCCUCCAAACUCUCCAAAAUCCAUCUCUGCACUAGCCAUCAAAACACCAAUAUGAAAAAAACAAAAUGCCAAUCUGAUAAUCCUACUCUCCUGCUUAAAUUCCUCCAAUGGCUCAUUUCCCACAGGAUAAAAACUGGACCCUAGCUAUCCUUCCAACCUCAUUACUGGUUCCUUGCCUCCACCCCUACCCACCCACACACACUCUCCAGGCCCAGGCUCACUGAACUAGUCCCAGUUCCCCAAUAAAUAUCAGUCCUUCCAUCCUCUGGGUCUCUCCCUUGCUGUUCCCUCUCAUGUCCAAACACCUCUUGACCUUUAGCUACCACAUACUGGACACAUCACAUAUCAGGCUAGGCACUGCACUGUGUUCUAAGUGUUUUACUGACUGGGGACCAGGUGGAAUGAUGGAAAUCUCAGGCGAGGGAUGCAAUAUAGACACUGGUGACCAGAGAGAACACUCUCCCAACAUCUUAGCCUUAUGAAAAAUCAUUCAAUCCUCACUCAAUACACCACCGCACCCCGCAUCAACACACUCAACACAAAGCCUCUCCUGACCCCUCCCAGCUGGGGGUGUGUGUUGAGUCUAUGCCAGCUCCAUCUCCCUCUUCAGCACCAUCUGUAUUCUGCUGACUCUGUCCUGAAUCCCAGCUAUUUGGGUUCAUGCGUCCUGGUGACCUGACUCUAUACAUCUUAAUGUGAUGGCAUAUUUCCAAUACAGGAACAGACACCUAGCCCACACCUCUCACUCCUUCUCACCAUUCAGUUGGCCAUAUCACUCUCUACUCAGUGCCCCAAGGAGGAGAUGUCCUGCAAAAACCAGAGAAUAAAAUGAUGCUUUCCUGGCUUUUGACCUUCAAAAGCCUAGACUCGAAAGGGAACAGAAAAGACUUAAGGCAUGGACAAAAGAUUUGAGAGAAAACAUAAGUAAGGCAUCCCCAACUCCAGAUUAACAAAAGAUUCGCUAAACUAGGGAGUAGGAAGAGAGAGGAGGAGGGGACAUAGUGAGACCAUUGGCCCAGAAGGGUCCAAAAAGGGAGGGGCUCUGAGCCUCAUUCCCUAGACCACACCCCCGGACAGGUCUGCAGGAUCUGAAAGCUGGAGCAACUCAUGCCUUGGUGGUCAAGUAUAAUUAAAAUCCAGAGCAGGACUCCAAAGUAGAAAUGGUUUCAAGGUGUGUCUGGGUAGCCAAGUCUUUGCACAUGGCCCAGCAGUGGUAGAGAGCAUCAGACUAAAAGGGGUGAUACAGAAGGGACUAAGAAGCUGCUCUGGGAGGGUCUACCUGCACCGCUGACUGGGGGCCCAGUGGAAUGAUGGAAAUCUCAGGGAAUGGGUGCCGUACGGACUGUGGUGACCAGAGAACACUCUCCCAGUACCUUUGCAUUAUAUAAGACCCUUGGAACUCAGCUGUGACUCUUGUGGAAAGAGAAGAAAUCCCAAAUUGACUAAAGAUUGUUUCUGACACUAAAGCAAAAUGGGGAUUCAAAACAGAAGUUAUAUUGUUGUGAUAUUUCUUGCACGUCUGAGAUUUGUACUUGGUAGUCCAAUUUCCUGGGACCUCUGCUUGCUUCCCAGCUGGGUGUGAUCACCACAAGGGAGGUCUGUCUCACUGGUUUAAACCAUCUCAGUGCAUGCGCA
This is a messenger RNA of Hipposideros armiger (great roundleaf bat), 4036 nucleotides long. RefSeq names its product olfactory receptor 13C7-like. Bases 356 to 1342 code for a protein of 328 amino acids. Gene Ontology annotation, molecular function: G protein-coupled receptor activity; olfactory receptor activity. The record is from RefSeq and is a predicted model, not a curated record. Gene Ontology annotation, biological process: G protein-coupled receptor signaling pathway. The transcript has 2 exons. Gene Ontology annotation, cellular component: membrane. Lineage: Eukaryota; Metazoa; Chordata; Mammalia; Chiroptera; Hipposideridae.